This is a messenger RNA of Lemur catta (Ring-tailed lemur), 5711 nucleotides long. RefSeq names its product ubiquitin protein ligase E3B (gene UBE3B). The record is from RefSeq and is a predicted model, not a curated record. Gene Ontology annotation, molecular function: protein binding; ubiquitin protein ligase activity. The transcript has 28 exons. The coding region runs from base 571 to 3777 and encodes 1068 amino acids. Lineage: Eukaryota; Metazoa; Chordata; Mammalia; Primates; Lemuridae. Gene Ontology annotation, biological process: ubiquitin-dependent protein catabolic process; protein polyubiquitination.
CCGGGGCAAGAUGGUGGUCGGGUUUCAGCCGCUGCCCCGGGUCUGCUCGGGGGUUUUGGGCUGAGACGGCUGCGGCUGCGGCCCCGACUCCGAGUACUGGGGCCUCGAGCAGAUAAAGGUCUACAGCCUGCGGUAGCGAGUGGGAACAGGGUCGUCUCUUCUCCGGGUGGUAGGGCCGGGGACUUUGAAGGAGGUGGCUCUGGGGCCGAGUCCCUCCUGGCCAGGUCGGAGGGGCGGGUGCUGGGGGCUGGUCUUCGUGCUCCAGGGGAUCUCUCCGUGGCCCUUUCCACUUCUUCUCGGCCUUGAGGUGAUAGGCCUUUACAAACGGACUCAUGCUGGGCGCAAAGGAUUUGUUGUUGUGGUUGUUGAUGCCGAGGAAAGACACCGAGCCUCAGGAGUCACCCAAACUGGAGUUCUAAUCCUAUUCGCUCGCUGUGUGACCUUGGACAUAACAAGCUGCUCUAAAGUGAGAAGCUGUCUUCAGCUGUGAGUCCUGCACAAGAUCACUAAUGGUUACCUGGCAUUUGUGCAACACAGGCAGGUCCUCAGGGUUUGUGCAAGUUUGCAAACAUGUUCACUGUAUCUCAGACAUCAAGAGCGUGGUUCAUCGAUAGAGCCCGGCAGGCACGAGAAGAAAGGCUCGUGCAAAAGGAGCGGGAGCGGGCAGCUCUCGAGAUUCAGGCCCAUGUCCGGAGUUUUCUCUGUCGGAGGCGACUGCAGAGAGACAUCAGGAGAGAGAUUGAUGAGUUUUUUAAAACAGAUGAUUCUGGGUCCAAUAAAAGAAGCGCACUUUGUAUUUUUAAGAUUGCCAGGAAACUGCUGUUUUUAUUCAAAAUCAAAGAGGAUAAUGAGAGAUUGGAAAAGUUGUGCCGCAGCAUUCUGAGCAGCAUGGAUGCUGAGAACGAACCUAAGGUGUGGUAUGUGUCCCUGGCUCUUUCUAAGGAUCUCACCUUCCUGUGGAUUAAACAGAUCAAGGCCAUUCUAUGGUAUUGCUGUGAGUUUCUUGAGCAGCUCAAGCCUGAAAUCUUACAAGACUCCCGGCUCAUCACACUGUACCUCACGAUGCUUGUCACCUUCACAGACACUUCAACAUGGAAAAUUCUCCGGGGAAAAGGUGAGAGUCUUCGACCGGCCAUGAACCACAUUUGUGCAAACAUCAUGGGACAUCUCAACCAGCGUGGAUUUUAUUCUGUGAUGCAGGUAUUGUUGACCCGUGGCCUGGCAAGACCCCGUCCUUGUCUGUCCAAAGGCACUUUAACGGCGGCCUUUUCUCUGGCACUGCGUCCCGUGAUUGCUGCACAAUUUUCAGACAAUCUGCUUCGGCCGUUCGUCAUCCACGUCAUGUCUGUUCCUGCUCUUGUGACUCAUCUCAGCACAGUGACCCCCGAGCGCCUCGCUAUUUUAGAAUCUCAUGAUAUACUUCGUAAAUUCAUCAUAUUUUUAAGAGACGAAGAUCGAUGCCGUGACAUUUGUGAAAGUUUGGAAGGAUGUCAUACACUCUGUCUAAUGGGCAACCUCCUGCACUUGGGCUCCCUCAGCCCCAGAGUGUUAGAGGAGGAGAUGGAUGGGUUUGUGAGUUUGCUCACCCAGAUGCUGUGCUACUGUCAAAAGUAUGUGUCCCAGAAGAAGUCCAACCUGACGCACUGGCACCCUGUCCUCGGCUGGUUCUCUCAAUCUGUGGAUUAUGGCCUUAACGAGUCGAUGCACUUGAUCACCAAACAGCUGCAGUUUCUGUGGGGGGUGCCUCUGAUCCGGAUCUUCUUCAGCGACAUCCUGAGCAAGAAGCUCCUGGAGAACCCGGAGCCAGUCCACGUCCCCCCACCGUCCCCGCAGAAUGUGCUUCCGGUGAAGAAUAUCCUAAAACGUGCGUUUCAAAAGUCUACGUCAGUCCGGAAUAUUCUCAGGCCUGUCGGGGGCAAACGCGUUGACUCUGCAGAAGUCCAGAAGGUUUGCAACAUCUGCGUCCUCUACCAGACCUCGCUGACAACGCUGACCCAGAUCCGGCUACAGAUACUCACAGGUCUCACUUACCUCGAUGACCUGCUGCCCAAACUGUGGGCGUUUAUCUGUGAGCUGGGGCCCCACGGAGGGCUGAGGCUCUUCCUGGAAUGCCUGAACAACGACACCGAGGAGUCCAAGCAGCUCUUGGCCAUGCUGAUGCUGUUCUGCGACUGUUCCCGGCACCUCAUCACGAUCCUUGAUGACAUUGAGGUUUAUGAAGAACAAAUUUCAUUCAAACUGGAAGAGCUGGUCACCAUCUCCUCUUUUCUGAACUCCUUUGUGUUUAAGAUGAUCUGGGACGGAAUCGUAGAGACCGCCAAGGGCGAGACCUUGGAGCUCUUCCAGUCUGUGCACGGGUGGCUGAUGGUGCUCUAUGAGCGGGACUGCCGGCGACGCUUCGCCCCCGAGGACCACUGGCUGCGAAAGGAUCUCAGACCCAGUCUGCUCUUCCAAGAACUCGACAAGGACAGAAAACGGGCGCAGUUGAUCCUGCAGUAUAUCCCUCAUGUCAUUCCUCACAAAAACAGAGUUCUCCUGUUCCGAAACAUGGUCAUCAAGGAGAAAGAGAAACUGGGUCUCGUGGAAACCAGCUCGGCGUCCCCUCACGUCACUCACAUCACCAUCCGCCGGUCCCGGAUGUUGGAGGACGGCUACGAGCAGCUCCGGCAGCUGUCCCAGCACGCCAUGAAGGGUGUGAUCCGCGUGAAGUUUGUCAACGACCUCGGGGUGGACGAGGCCGGGAUCGAUCAAGACGGCGUUUUCAAGGAGUUCUUGGAAGAGAUCAUCAAGCGAGUGUUCGACCCCGCGCUCAAUCUGUUCACGACGACCAGCGGGGACGAGAGGCUGUACCCCUCACCCACGUCCUACAUUCACGAGAAUUACCUGCAGCUCUUUGAGUUCGUGGGGAAGAUGCUGGGGAAGGCCGUGUACGAGGGAAUCGUGGUGGACGUGCCCUUCGCGUCCUUCUUCCUGAGCCAGCUGCUCGGGCAUCACCACAGCAUCUUCUACAGCUCAGUGGACGAGCUUCCUUCUCUGGACUCGGAGUUCUACAAAAACCUCACUUCCAUCAAGCGCUACGACGGGGACAUCGCUGACUUGGGCCUGACUCUGUCUUACGACGAGGAUGUCAUGGGCCAGCUUGUUUGCCACGAACUGAUUCCUGGAGGGAAGACCAUUCCUGUUACAAAUGAAAAUAAAAUCAGCUACAUCCAUCUGAUGGCGCAUUUCCGCAUGCACACGCAAAUCAAAAACCAGACAGCUGCCCUCAUUAGCGGAUUCCGUUCCAUCAUCAAACCCGACUGGAUCCGAAUGUUCUCAACCCCGGAGCUGCAGCGUCUCAUCUCCGGCGACAAUGCUGAGAUGGAUCUGGAAGAUUUAAAGAGGCACACGGUGUACUACGGCGGUUUCCAUGGAAGCCACAGAGUCAUCAUCUGGCUCUGGGAUAUCCUGGCCUCCGACUUCACGCCCGAGGAGAGAGCCAUGUUUCUGAAGUUUGUGACCAGCUGCUCCAGGCCCCCGCUCCUGGGAUUCGCCUACCUCAAGCCUCCCUUCUCCAUCCGCUGUGUGGAAGUGUCGGAUGAUCAGGACACCGGGGACACCCUGGGCAGCGUCCUCCGGGGCUUCUUCACCAUCCGCAAGCGGGAGCCGGGCGGCCGCCUGCCCACCUCCUCCACCUGCUUCAACCUGCUCAAGCUGCCCAACUACAGCAAGAAGAGCGUCCUCCGGGAGAAGCUGCGCUACGCCAUCAGCAUGAACACGGGCUUUGAGCUCUCCUAGCCCCCGGCCCGGCCCCACACGCAAGGGCUCCUGGGCUGCCUGGAGGCGGUGUGCCCCUGGGAACGUGACCAACUUGCCGGGUGACAUCGGCCCCCAGAGCCUCUCUAUAGCCAUGAGACCCCCUGUGGCCUCAAGAACUUUAGACAACAAGACACAGCAUUCUCCAGGUGAUACUUACGGGAAGGGAAUGUGGAAAAUAAACCUCCGGAUUCCGCCCACAUUGGUCCUUUUUUCCUGGUGAUUGCAGAGGGGCUGCUUUUUGGUAGUUUGGUUUUUUUGUGAGAGUCUUUCCUCCCUUAACCCCCUGAGUGAACCGCGUGUGAACAAGUCCCAGGAACUCCAAGCGUCCAGAUGGUUUUCAUGACAUGGGUCUCGUGCACGAAACCUGCUGUGCGUGAGAUCCUCUCCUUCCGUUUCUGAAACUUUACUCAGGUAAGGCCUGGCCAAGCCUCUAUGCACCCGACAGAGUCUCUGCCUCCACGCCGUCCACCGCAGCCUCUUCCCGCACCGCCGGGCCCGCCUGCUGCCCAGGGAAGCCCAGGCGCUGCUGGGGGCCGCGGAGCACAGCAAGUUCAGGGCACUGCUCCGGCCUGGAAGCCCCGUGUUCCACUCUGCGGCUCCCCCCGUCCCCUUCCUGAGUCCUCCGCAGGCCGAGUGUCCUAUGCAUUCACUUGGCAUCCUGGUUGGGGAGAAGAAGCCCACUGGCCCUUAAAAGCAGCCCCAGUCCCAGAACACACUGGCUGUCACCCCAAGCCUGCUGGGUCCAGAGGGGGCCUUUAGUCCUUGCCAGUUUGAUCUGCUUGUUAUCUAACGAGGACACAAACACUAACCUGAGGUACCUGUCCCGUCUGGGCAGUGGCUUUACCCCAGAGAUUGUGGAAUCCCACGGAACUUGGGUCUUGCUGCCUGUCCUUCCUCGGUACGGGGCACCUGCAGCCCUUUGCACUGAUGGGCUCACGAGGCUGAGGAGACUCACGCCCUCUGGGCUGGUUUCUUUCUUUUUUUUUUUAACUUCGUUUUUCUUCCAACCCAUCGUGUUCCUCUGCCUUCUUCCUCAGCUCUGCCAUGAGAGCUGCACUCCAGAUCUAGGCAUCGGCGGCAGAGGCCCUGUCUGUGGUCUGCACUGACAGCCACCCCGCCUCUCCCGCCUCGCCGUGCUCCUCCUGCGUCCCCACCACCAGAAUCGCAGCCAGAUCCGAAGCCAGGAGUGCCUGGUCCUCCUCUGCUCUGUGCGGCCGGCUUAGCUCUCUUCACAGCCCCAGAACACGUCUGGCAAGAACCUUCCCAUUGGCCGCAAAGCAGGGAAGACCCGACGCCGCAGCCUGCACCAGAGGGGUUCAGCUGGCUCCCGGGGUCCCACCCAGGUGAGAGCCCCUGGGCUUCUGGAAAACAGAGCGUGUGCUUGGCUUUGAUGGAAAGAUGGCAAGGAAUUUAAAGACAGGAAUUUAUUAUUAUUAUUAUUUAAGAUUCACUAGUAACCUCAGAUUCUGUGGACUUGCCACUUUCUUCAAACACUCGAUUCCUUUGACUAUUUCUUCUGAACGUGUGUGCGCCGAGCAGCUGUAUACAGAUACGCGGGGGCUAAAAACUGCCCACCUGCACAACAAGGAUGGAUCCCAUCUCGAUUUUUAUUACCUGAGGGUUGGAGCCAGUGGGAGUUGGGGGGAGAGAGGUUCCUAAGCACCAAUAUCAACUUUACCUGUUUGUUUUUUUUUUGACAAGGAGGUAUAGUUUGUAAUUUCACUUAAAUUCUUCUUUUCAACAGUUGGCAAUAUUGCACUAUCUACACACUAAAUCUGUACUUUUGUAGCUGGUGUUCAUUGACACCUCGAUGGCUCUUGAUGGCUCGAAAAAGCUGUGGGUUUUUUGUUUUUGGAGAUAACUUAUGGAUGAAGACAUGAUCAAAGGCUUUAUUAAAUUUCUACUUCAGCACA